Molecule: messenger RNA, 2132 nt
Organism: Toxorhynchites rutilus septentrionalis
Lineage: Eukaryota; Metazoa; Arthropoda; Insecta; Diptera; Culicidae
Product: general transcription factor IIF subunit 1-like
Exons: 2
Coding region: 445-2028 (527 amino acids)
Biological process (GO): transcription initiation at RNA polymerase II promoter; positive regulation of transcription elongation by RNA polymerase II
Cellular component (GO): nucleus; transcription factor TFIIF complex
Molecular function (GO): RNA polymerase II general transcription initiation factor activity; DNA binding; TFIIF-class transcription factor complex binding
Source: RefSeq, a predicted model, not a curated record
AAUGAUGUUCGAUGGUCUGUAAAAAAUUAACAAUUAAUUGUGUGGAACGAUUUGAAUGUUGAGUCAAUUAAUGUUAAUUUUGGAUCACGAUCUGGCGUAAUAAUACAUUUCAGUAUACAGUUAAAUCAUCGUUCUCUUCUGAAUGACUAAACUUGAUUUCCAGUGCAUAUUCGUUUAAUAAGUGUUCAAUGGCGAUUCUGGUUUCGAUUAGAAACCACAUUUUCAGUAUACUAUCAAGAAUAUCUACCCUAAAUGCAACGGAAGUGAUGUUAUCUUUGAUGUGAAAUUUUUAGACAACCUUACUGUAAGGAGGAGAUGUAUAUAUCUCAACCUGUUAUAAAAUCCAUAUUGAAAAAAGGAUAUAAAGCGUAAGCAUUGAGUGUGGAGGUCAAUACUGAAUGUGGUCCAUAACAUACAGCCAUUUAACUCGAGAAACUAGUUGAAAUGCAGAAUAACUCACAAAACAACAAACAUGGCGAAAAUUCAUCCGACUCACCGGUGUCUGUAGAAGAAUACACGAUUUUACUACCGCGUAACAAUGCCAAAAGGUAUCAUGUAAUGCGUUUUCAUGCAUCCUCCAAUGUGGAUUUUGACAAGUGGGGAACGGCCAAAAUGGUGCGAGAAAAUAAUUCUAAUGAAUUCAAAGAACAAGAGAAAUCCAUACCAAAGUUUGGUGCCGGGUCGGAGUACAACCGUGACCAGAAGGAAGAAAUUCGUCGCAAGCGUUUUCGAAAGAAUGCGAAAAAAUAUAGUUCAGAAGCGCAGCCGUGGUUGUUGAGAAUCGGUGGAAAGGAAGAUGGUAGGAUGUUUCGUGGUAUUCGAGAUGGUGGCGUUGCACAGUAUAUGGCAUUUUAUGUGUUCAUCCCAACUUCAAGUGGGACGAUCGAAGCCUAUCCAUUGGAAGAGUGGUAUAAUUUUCAGCCUAUUCCACGAUACAAGACACUCUCCAUUGAGGAAGUUGAAGAGGAAUUCAACCAAAGGGAAAAAUCACUCAACUAUUUCAAUAUGAUGAGGAUGAAGCGGAAGAAAGGUGAUGAGGAAAUUGACGAAGAGCUAGAAGAAAGUGAUAGUACAAAACGGAGUGCCAGGGGUAGGAAGAAGGGUUUGCAGAUCAGUGAGAUGGAUGACUGGAUCGAUUUGGAUGACGCAAAUUCAACCGACGACGACGAAGAGCAAAAGAAGGAGGAGAAGGACAGUGAUGACGAGAAUAAGAAAAAGACUAUGGACAGAAAGAAAAUGGAAAACGGUAAGAUGAAGAAGAAGCGAGCAGUGGACUAUGAAGCGUUUGAGGAUUCGGAUGAUGGAGACGAUGAAGGCCGAGAGUUGGAUUACGUUUCUGAGUCUUCAGAAAGUCAUUCUGAGUUAGGAACAAACACGGAACUGAAAUCGGUUGCUGAAGAAGAUGGUCUGCGUAAGCUACUCACUUCCGACGAAUCUUCGGAAGAUGAGGAAAAUAAGUCAAAAGAAGUGGAUGAAAAUAUAAACGAGAAGGUUAAAAGUGACAACGGCGACUCAAACUCGAAGGAGAAAACCAAAACGAAAAAGCAAACCAACAAUAGUAGACAAGAUUCCUUCAGCAAUGGCCACUCUAGUAGUUCCGAUUCCGAAGCGGAAAAUGAUAUCUCGCAGCGAAGGAAAAAGAAUUCUAUGUCGCUCAAUAAAAGCAACUCCAGAAAAGCUCCGAAGGAGGAAGGUAACAAAUUGGACUGCCCGGUUGAUUCUGUCGUAUCGCACAUCAGCAGUAGUCCAUCCUCGCCUCUUGCUAAGCUGGCUGAAACAUAUUCUGCGCCAAGACUCACUUUGCACUCUAGUUCAUAUGGCCGAAUAGUCAAUAAUUAUGGCAUUACCGAGGAUGUUGUACGGCGCUAUCUGAAACGUAAACCAAUCACUUCUACCGAACUGUUGAGCAAAUUAAAAAACAAAAAAGUGCCUAAAGAGAAGCUCCUGGAAGUAUUGUUGUUUAUGUUGGAGAAAAUUAAUCCGACAAAACAAAAUAUACGAGGGAAAGUGUACUAUAGUCUUAAAUAAUAGGUAGAGAAUAAUACCAACCAUGACAUUAAAAACUACUUGACAAAGGUGUAAAUUUUUAGGCUAAUGAUUGCGAAUUAGAACCAAAAUAUAAACACUAAAAC